CCGUCUCCGCUGCGCAGGCGGGCGCGGGCGCGCGCCGCGGGCCCGCACGGUCCCCGCCGCCCGGGUGUGGGAUGGCGGCCAGCCUGUGGAUGGGGGACCUGGAACCCUACAUGGAUGAGAACUUCAUCUCAAGAGCCUUUGCCACCAUGGGGGAGACUGUGAUGAGCGUCAAAAUUAUCCGAAACCGUCUCACUGGAAUCCCAGCUGGCUACUGCUUUGUGGAAUUUGCAGAUUUGGGCACAGCCGAGAAGUGUUUGCAUAAAAUUAAUGGGAAGCCCCUUCCAGGAGCCACACCUGCAAAACGUUUUAAACUGAAUUAUGCCACCUAUGGGAAGCAACCAGACAACAGCCCUGAGUACUCCCUCUUUGUGGGGGACCUGACCCCAGACGUGGACGAUGGCAUGCUGUAUGAGUUCUUUGUCAAAGUCUACCCCUCCUGCCGGGGAGGCAAGGUGGUUUUGGACCAGACAGGCGUGUCUAAGGGCUAUGGUUUUGUGAAAUUCACAGAUGAAUUGGAACAGAAGCGAGCCUUGACGGAAUGCCAGGGAGCUGUGGGACUGGGGUCUAAACCUGUGCGGCUGAGUGUGGCCAUCCCUAAAGCGAGCCGUGUAAAGCCAGUUGAGUACAGCCAGAUGUACAGUUACAGCUACAACCAGUAUUACCAGCAGUACCAAAACUACUAUGCCCAGUGGGGCUACGACCAGAACACAGGCAGCUACAGCUACAGCUACCCCCAGUAUGGCUACACACAGAGCACCAUGCAGACAUAUGAAGAGGUUGGGGAUGAUGCAUUGGAAGACCCAGCGCCACAGCUGGAUGUGACUGAGGCCAACAAGGAGUUCAUGGAGCAGAGUGAGGAACUGUAUGAUGCACUGAUGGACUGUCACUGGCAGCCCCUAGACACUGUGUCUUCAGAGAUUCCUGCCAUGUUGUAGCCAGGACAUAGGACGGACUUAUCUGGGCAGUAGGAUUUUUUU
Molecule: messenger RNA, 977 nt
Organism: Peromyscus eremicus (cactus mouse)
Lineage: Eukaryota; Metazoa; Chordata; Mammalia; Rodentia; Cricetidae
Gene: Trnau1ap
Product: tRNA selenocysteine 1 associated protein 1
Exons: 9
Coding region: 72-935 (287 amino acids)
Biological process (GO): selenocysteine incorporation
Cellular component (GO): nucleus
Molecular function (GO): tRNA binding
Source: RefSeq, a predicted model, not a curated record